This is a messenger RNA of Culicoides brevitarsis, 2199 nucleotides long. RefSeq names its product serine/threonine-protein phosphatase 6 regulatory ankyrin repeat subunit B-like. Lineage: Eukaryota; Metazoa; Arthropoda; Insecta; Diptera; Ceratopogonidae. Gene Ontology annotation, molecular function: protein binding. The coding region runs from base 1 to 2025 and encodes 674 amino acids. The transcript has 8 exons. The record is from RefSeq and is a predicted model, not a curated record.
AUGACGUCGUCGUCGUCGGUAGCAGAUGCGAAACAUUCGCGUCGCGUUCGUUUCACUUUGCCUGAUGCAACGACAACUGCACCCGCUCCGCCCACGUCAAAAGUCUCAAAUGGAGCUCCUGUUGCUUCUGUUUCCGCUACUCAAAAAUCCAAAGCAGUUCAUGGCACUUCGCGGUACGUAAAUGGAACUCUCGUUACCGGACCUGGAUCUGCUUCCACGAAAAACGCUUCAGUUAUUGUCAAUCGAAGUGCCGUUCAUGCUCCUGUUCUCAAAACAUACGGAUCGGAUACGAAUAUUUCGCGACAAACUGAGGCACGAAGUUUACCUAAAAUUGAUGAUAAUCGAACGCUUUCGGUUCCGACAAAGCCAAAGAAGGCUUUUCAUGCAGUUACAGCCACAGUAAAGCUACAAAGACCUCGCACGGGAACAACGUCGAGUGCGAUGCCACGAAGUCAGUCGUUUUCCGUUAAAAAAGCGACGAAACAAGGUUCGUCAUCAGCGAAAACAGGUAGCAAGAGAUAUUCUGAUAGUUUUUUAUAUGCAAGCAAGAAAGACGCUCCCAAAAUACGGAUUGAUGAUUUGGAUCGAGCUGAUUUAGAAUUGCCUAAAUUUGAACAUGCUAUCGAUCCGCAUCUCUUAAAUUUGCCAAUUGGGGAGGACGCAAAUGCGAAUUAUUUGCCGCAGUUGCAUGAGGAUAUGGAAACUAAUAGUUGUUUGAGAGAGCUCGAUCGUUUAGCGCUGUCACGAGAGAAAAAUCUGAUAGCAUUUUGGGAUUUCGUUGAAAAGUGGCGAACGACCAUUAACGCAAACAAAUUUGAGGAGCACAACAAUAGUACGACAACAGCUGUCUCCCAAGCAACAAGUAAUCGUCGCUCGACGGCAUCGAAGGCAGACUCGACAGCAAGCUCUAUCCAAAGUACGUCAAGACUAAAAGCGUUCAAGAUGAAUUUGGAAAAGGUUCCGCUCGUGACAGAAUUGCUACGUGCCUCGCGGGAUGCCAAUGAAAUUUUACUCAAAGACGUUUUCCGGCAGAUUCUGGAAGACGGAAUUAAAAAAGAUGAUUUGAAUAUUACAGAUAAAAGUGGAAGAACAGCAUUGUCCUACAUAUGUUCAAGUGGCCUCACAAAAUUCUUAGAACUGAUUUUACAAUUACCUGAUAUCGAUGUGAAUAAACCCGAUAACGAGGGAAACACUCCGUUACAUUUUGCCGCGCAAGCAGGUCAAACCGAUGCUGUCAACUUACUGAUCACAAAGAGUCGGAGUUUAGUGGUUGAUGCCAAAAACAAUUUGGGGUUCACGCCUUUGAUGAAAGCAGCGUUGCAAGGUCGAACCAGGUGUGCAAAAUUGCUGCUUUUUGCUGGGGCAUCUCCCGUCGAAGUCGAUCUGGGUCGCGGGCUUAGAGCGGAUCAGUGGGCACGGUUUGUGGGGCGUCACACGUGCGCCGAAAUGAUUGAGCAGUACUCCCGCGUGCGUCUCAUGGACCGAAACACGUCGAACAAGUGGUCGCACGACACAAUCGAUCGUGCCAGCAGUCGUUCCAAGACAUUGACCGCCAUCGAUACGAAUGCCAAUGCCAGCAAUAACCAAGGUUUCUAUUCAAAGUUAUUAAAAGCACUUCCGUUUAGAUUUGCACGCGACAAAAAUCGCUUUGAUACCACAAUUAAUACUAACAAUAAUGUCUAUGCCACUCCGAAGGACGAUAACAAUGGGUCCGCAAUGGUCAAUCGGCUGGGCACGUCGGCGCUCUUGUGCACCGUAGGUGUGGCUGUGCCGCCCUCACUCGGCGCAAGGGGUUCUCGUUCCGCGAGAGAUCGCAUUCAAGAAGUGCCGAAGGUCGAGAUAACUUACGCCAACAAUCACGCCUUGAUCGAAAAGUAUGAACGAAUUUACAACAGUGAUAACGGGAACAACAUUUCGCAUGACAUCAAUCCCAGCAGAGAUGGUCCUGUGGUGAUUCCGCGUCGGAAAACUUCGCCAACACCGCCGGCACGACCACCUGCGUAUAAAGUGAAAAAUAGGAAAUAGUAUUAUUCGUACGUUUUAGUCUUAGAAAAGUUUGUUAUUUUAAUCGUCGUUGUAAUUCUUAGCGUCCGUAUCGUUUAUCAAUUUAUCAACUGUUAGUCAUUUAUUUUAAUUCUUUCAACUUUCAAUCUUUUUUAUAUUAAAAAUUGUAUCUUUCAACUGUUGCCUUGAAAUAAA